Messenger RNA from Cuculus canorus (common cuckoo), 4336 nucleotides. It is a transcript of the gene PALB2, whose product is annotated as partner and localizer of BRCA2. Bases 72 to 4052 code for a protein of 1326 amino acids. Lineage: Eukaryota; Metazoa; Chordata; Aves; Cuculiformes; Cuculidae. The record is from RefSeq and is a predicted model, not a curated record. Gene Ontology annotation, molecular function: DNA binding; protein binding. Gene Ontology annotation, biological process: double-strand break repair via homologous recombination. Gene Ontology annotation, cellular component: nucleoplasm. The transcript is spliced from 13 exons.
CCCGCACAGCGGCUUCCGUUGCGUCACUUCCUGCCGCCAGCGCCGCUCCCGGCCUGGAGGGGCGGGUGCCCAUGGAGGGGCUGGCGCGGGGGGGCGGCCUCAGCGGCGCCGACAGGGAGCAGCUGCGGGAGAAGCUGGCAUUGCUGCGGUGGGAGUACAGUGAGACCAUCAGCCGUCUGCAGCGGGCGCGGAGGGCGGAGCGGGCUCGGAGCCAUGGCCAGGGACUGGCAGCGGCGGCAGACGAGCAGCAGGAGCGGAGCCCCACAGGUUCUAGGGAUAAUGUAUCUCCCAGCGUACCAACACAUGGAACCGCUCAGCUGCAGACUAAAACCUGCUCUGAUGCUGACACAGAGAAGGUGGUGUCUGUCACAUUUAAACAUGUUCCUGAAUUCCCCGGCGAUGAAGCUAGCCUACAGGACAGCUCACCGGCAGAAAGCGAACGGACUGGCCAGGAACACUGGUGCUAUGGAGCCGUUAGGGCUGCUCCCAAGCAGAAAAUACCCCAAGCCUCCAGAAACUUGAUGAAGCUGAGGAGGCGGGUGAAGGCUCCGGUAUCUGAGAAAAGGGAAUCGGUGCGUGAUGAAACAGUGAAAAAUCCAGUUGCUGGUAUAGGGGAACUGCGGUCACCGGUCUUCAGGCGGAGCAGCCUCUCACAUGCUGAAGAACAUGCUCAGAGAGCAUACAGACUUGUGCAGAGGGAAGAAAACAAUUCCUGCCCUCUCAGUGAGGCAUCAGGAGCUGUACAGGAUGUCCCCGGGAACAGCGUCCCUCUGGGAGCACCCAAGCCGUUCCCAUCUGCGCUGUGGGACCCCUGCCACACCUGGCAGCCCGAAUCCCCGGGUGCUGUGGCCAUGGCUGGUAACCCUGAGCCUGCACAGGCAUGCUCGGAGAAAGGUGACUCUCCUUUGCUUGACAGCAGUGGUGACAGAGUAAAGGAGGCUUCCAGCAUAAUAAAAAACCAAUCAGACAAUGAGAGCACAUGUGAGGAUCAGGGAGAAAUACGCAGGCUCUUGGAUUUAAUGUCAGAAAAUGAAGUAUUGCCCACUGAUGGAAACAAACCUGUAACUGACAAGGGCAAAAGCCAUGAAGGAGAUCAAACUGACGCUAAUGACUUCAACCCCUUUCCUACAGAUCUUGCUGUGGGCAAUGUUGGAGAACCCUCGGAGAACCGGCAGCUUGAAACUGAGUCAAGACUUCUUCCUUCGGAGAAGGUGACAGCUCCUGAAAGUGCGCUGGACUCUUGCACAGUGGUUGAAGGGCUUCUUUUCCCGGUUGAAUACUACGUUAGGACAACACGGCGCAUGUCCAACUGCCAGAGGAAAGUGGACCUCGAUGCGGUGAUCCUUAGCCAGCUGGGCAGAAGCAAGAAGGGUCAGCGCAGUAAAUGCAAACAGAGAGAUGUGAACUCAGACCGGCCCUCCCAGGAGAGAGUCAAGAAUGAUUUGGAGUCAGGAGCCGUGCUGUGCCCAUAUCUUGGUGCAGAAAAUGACUCAGUAAAUGAAAGUAGUCCUCAGAAAUCCCUUCCUGCGUCCAGCGGGAGCAGCACUUCACUGGGAUCUCUUUCCCAAAGCAGUGCCACUGGUAUGGAGCAAGAUUGGAGACGGUCUCAGAGGAAACAAAAGGGCAGAAGGAAGUCUGCCCGCACACCCUCUGUGCAUCACGCAUCACAGGAAGGCAGAGAGAGUUUGGAUCUCCUGGUGAGGGAAGGCAGCAGUCUUCUGCCAAAUGAGUGCCAGAGUGAAAGGGAAAACUGUGAGGCUGACCUUGAAAAACCACCUUUGGAGGAGCGUGGGUUCCCUGCGGCUGCAGCUCUGGGGUUGGGAGAGGCCACGGUGACUGAUGCUGUACAGCUAGCAAGUGCCGACCCUCGUGGAGGGAGCCAAGUGCUUGGGAAAUGCCGGGAAGCUCUGCUAGAACAGACUCAAAAUCCAACGCAGAACAGUGAUUCUCUGAACUCACAGAGUAAAACUUCUGCCAGCCACGUAGGAGACCUGGGAGCCAACUUCGGUGUGUGUCAGGCAGAUAAACGUCCGGUGGAGCAUGUUAAGAACCAGGACGUGCAAGGACCCUGCAGGGCUGAGCAGCUCCUAGGGAUUAACGCCCCUCCACGCCGCUCCCUGCGUUCCUCUGUGAGACAGAGAGCCAGCCAAGCUGCAGAAGAUGAAAGCAAAAGAACACACAGCGAUCCAGCGGGUACAGAGGCUCCUUCUCCUCUUGGCCUCUCUGCUAUAGACCCCGAUGCUGGCAGCUUUCUCUUCUCCUUCCGCAGUCUGCAGUGGGUGACCCCCAUCCUGGGCAUCCAAGACUUUCAUUUACCAGAUGAGGAAUUCGGACUUCUGAAACUUGAGAAAUUGGAAUCCUCCCCUGUGAAUGACUUGGAGGACUUUGUUCCUCAUGUGUUUGGAGAUGAUGUGCCUUCUGAGGACAUGCGGGAUGCACAGAUGAAUCCGGAAGAGAACAGUCUCAAAAGUAACUUGAUUUCGCCUCUCAAAAAUGGUCUGCCCAAGGUACCCCACUUGGAAAGCCCUGCUUCCAAGAAGGAACUUUCCCCCCAUGAGCUGCUCUUCACUCCUGUGGGGACUGUCCCAGCUGAUGCUCCCACUCAGCCUGAGUCUCAGAUCUCCUCAUCCAUUUUUCCUGUUGUGGGUGCAACCCCAGCUGCUUUACCACCAGUAUGCAGUGAGAUCUUCCCCAGUUCGCCUUCCGUACCUCCCUCACAAGUGAGUCCGCCUUCCUCCAAAGGAGCAUCUGCCUGUGUCGCGGGCCAUGGGGAGUGCAAAGACCCUGCCAUUCCACUGCACUUGGACAGUGGUGGUGCAGGAUCUGCUAGAAAAGAGGAGGAACAACGUACAGCAUUUCCUGUAGGAGCUGAAACGGCUCCGGACAAUAAAUCUGAUGAGGCUGUGGCCAUGGAGAAGCGCCAGCAGUCAGAGAAUGAACAGCAGGGAUCUGUCAGAGCUUCUCCUGAACAGGAAAAAGGUGUAGCAGAACAGUUGACUCCAGUACUGCUUGAUGGGCUGACAGAGGAGAGCUUGCAGCUUGUAUCAAAGCUAAAGGAUUCCUCCAGCUCCUGCGCCGUGGAUGUGAGCACGGUGUGGUGGGAGGCAGCUGGCAGCAAAGAGCUGUGUGUGGUGACAGCUUGCGAGAGCUCUGUCUCACUCUGGAAACCUCUGGCAUCCAAUGGCUGGGAAAAGAUCUACACUUGGCAGCUCAGAGAGGUUCCUGUGAUACAGAUUGUUCCUCUGCCGGACACCUGUAACCUCGUGUGUAUAGCACUAGGAGAUCUGGAGAUUGGAGAAAUAAGGCUCUUGCUUUAUUCUUCUGAGAACGACUCCUUCAAGCAAUCCCUAGUGAGAACUGGCAAUAUAAAAGCUGUUCUUGGGCUGAAGGACAGGCGGCUGGUCAGCAGCAGCAGAACUGUGUGCGAGCAGCAAGUGGAAGUUGUCUCACUUUCAGAGACAGGAAGGAGCAGGGAUGGACGGACAUUGAUGCCUCCUGAAGAAACUGUUCUAGCUUUUGCUGAAGUAGAAGGACUGCAAGACGCCUUGGUUGGCACCACUGCUGUGAAUGGCGUUGUUGUUUGGAACCUGCGAACAGGCCAGCUCCUGAAGAAGAUGCACGUUGGUUAUUCCUACCCAGCUUCCGUCUGCCACCAAGCAUAUUCCGACUCUGGCCUGCUGUUUGUUGUUCUAAGCCAUCCACAUGCCAAAGAGAGCGAGUCCUGCGGAAAUCCUGCCUUCCGUGUGGUAGCGUUCAACCCCAAAACAGCCAGGAGCACGGGAGUGAUAUUCUCCUCCCUCCCCGCCGGGCAUACAGGAAGGUACCUGGAGGGUGAUGUGAAGGACGCCUGCGCAGCUGCGGUGUUGACAUCAGGAGCCGUGGCGGUGUGGGACCUGCUGCUGGGGCGCUGCACGGCACUGCUGCCCCCGGGUCCAAAGGGCGACUGGGCGCUGGUCCGCUGGGCCACCACCACUGCCUGCCUGCUGGCCGGCCAGCGGAACGGGACCGUCUGCCUGUACCAGUAUCGGCAGCCCCAGCCGGGGGUGGCUUGAAGGGGCGCUGAGGCCAGGGGCACAGCACCGGUGCAGCCGGGCGCAGCAGGGCUGCUGCUAAUGGGCCGUGCGUGCCCCAACCAGCGUCGAGGUUGCCGGUAACGGCCGUGCGUGCCCCAGCCGGUGUCAGGGCUGCUGGUAACGAGGCCAUUCGUGCCCCGGCCAGCAUUGGGGCUGCCGGUAACUGGCCGUGUGUGCCCCAGCCAGCAUUGGGUUUGCCGGUAAAAGGCUGUGCGUCCCUCUGGCCGGGCGCCCUGAUGUGCGUUGUGGCAUUAAACGUUUUU